GCCCGCCCGCCGUGAGGGAGCGGCGGCACCGCCGGCCCCCUCCGCCCCUCCUCCUUCUCCUCCGCCUUCUCCUCCGCCUCCUCCGCCCUUCCCCUUGCCCCUCCUCCCGCCGGAGCGAGCGAGCGAGAUGGCGGCCGCUGGGGCUCUGGCGAAGCACGAGCAGAUCCUGGUGCUCGAUCCGCCCACCGACCUCAAAUUUAAAGGUCCCUUUACAGAUGUAGUAACUACAAAUCUUAAACUACGAAAUCCAUCAGAUAGAAAAGUAUGCUUCAAAGUGAAGACCACAGCACCUCGUCGGUACUGCGUGAGGCCAAACAGUGGAAUUAUUGACCCAGGAUCAUCUGUAAUUGUUUCAGUAAUGCUGCAGCCUUUUGACUAUGACCCAAAUGAGAAGAGUAAACACAAGUUUAUGGUACAAACAACCUAUGCACCACCAAAUAUUACAGAUAUGGAGGCAGUGUGGAAAGAAGCGAAACCUGAUGAGUUAAUGGACUCCAAAUUGAGAUGUGUGUUUGAAAUGCCCAACGAAAAUGAUAAGCUGAAUGAUAUAGAUGCAAGCAAAUCCGCCCCAGUACUGAACACAUCUAAACAGGAUGGACCGAUGCCAAAACCACAUAGUGUUUCACUUAAUGACACUGAAACAAGGAAGCUUGUGGAGGAGUGCAAAAGACUUCAGGCAGAGAUUAUGAAGCUGACAGAUGAAAAUCGGCACCUGAGAGAUGAAGGCUUGAGGCUCAGAAAGGUAGCGCACUCGGAUAAAUCUGGAUCACCCACAGCUUUGGCCCUCAGAGAUAAUGGCUCUAAUUCUCUUCCUUCACUUCUUGUUGUAAUUGCAGCCAUUUUCAUUGGAUUCUUUCUAGGGAAGUUCAUCUUGUAGAAAGAAUGAGUGAGAGAAGCAUGCAAAACUGCAGCUUCCUUUUUUGUUUAUUUUUUUGUUUGUUUUGUUUUGAUUUUUUUUGUUUUCUCUUGGCCAGAAAAAGGUUUGUUUACCUACCACAUCAUGGGUAGUACGGCCCGAGCGGCCGUUUUUGUGUACAGCAUCAUAACAGGCUUGGCCUUUAAUGAUCUCGCACGGUUAGAAAACACAAUCUGAAAAGACAAACUGUUCAGCUGCUGGACAAAAUUGUACAUUCAGUCAUCAAUAGCAGGUAUCUGUUGCACAGUCAGUCCUUUAUGAAAAUUCAUAAAUAAAGAAUUGUUCUUUCUUUCUGUGGUUUUAAUAAGAAUUCAAAAAUUGUUCAGAGUCUUGUAAAUGUUAUUUUAAUAAUCCUUUAAAAUUUUAUCUGUUGCUGUUACCUCUUGACAAAUGAUUUAUUAGAUUGCUAAUCCCACUCAUUCAGGAAUAUGACAAGAGGUAUUAUGGGGGAAAUGGUGCCUCUUACUGUGUAAAUUUUCUCCUUACCUUACUUUGCUAAUAUCAUGGCAGAAUUUCUUUCUUAUUCCUUGUGAGGCAUUGUUGAGAGUUCUUCAUCCUUAACAGUCCUGUCCCAUAAUAUUUAACAUGACAAAAGAAAUAAAAUUGUUAACAGAUUUUUCUGCUGGGUAGCCUGUUUGUGUGUGUCGUGCUUUUAGAGGGGAUUCUUAACAAGUUCAUUGUUCAUGGUAAUUUGCUACUUGUAACAAAUGGCUAUUUUGAAGUUUAUUUGCUUAAGUCUCUGGCUUUGACUGUUGUAAUUGAAGCUUGGGGAAAAAAAAAGUUUCCAUUCCAUUUGUUGAAAAAAACUAACUGUUUUCUGGCUGCUUUCAGCUACGAAGAGGAUGGUUAUCAAACUUGUUUUGGGACAGAAUAAUUUGGAUAUCCAGCAGGUGCAAAUGCCAGACAUGAAUGUUUUCAAUAUAUUAACAAUUUACUUGGAUUGUGCAGGAGUGUAAUAAUCAACCUUCUGUUCCAUCUUUGGAUCUUCUGGUGUCUUCCAGGAGUCAACAUUAUUCUUUGAUUUCUUAAGGGUACUUAAUUCCCAUAUAUUAACUUACUGAGUUUGUAAUUCUGUCUUAGCAAAUAUUAAAAAAUGCAAGUUGAAUCAUUCAGACACCUGUAGUGAAUUCCAUGAUGCAGAAGAGUUGAUAUUUGCUGAGUUGUUCACCUUUUGCUCAGUUGCUCACCUUUGGGAAAUAAAAGUAAUUUUAUGCAA
Messenger RNA from Catharus ustulatus (Swainson's thrush), 2132 nucleotides. RefSeq names its product VAMP associated protein A (gene VAPA). The record is from RefSeq and is a predicted model, not a curated record. Gene Ontology annotation, cellular component: plasma membrane; endoplasmic reticulum membrane. Gene Ontology annotation, biological process: neuron projection development. Gene Ontology annotation, molecular function: FFAT motif binding. NCBI's taxonomy places the organism in Eukaryota, Metazoa, Chordata, Aves, Passeriformes, Turdidae. The transcript has 6 exons. Bases 128 to 877 code for a protein of 249 amino acids.